Branchiostoma floridae (Florida lancelet) is the source of this 1029-nucleotide messenger RNA. Its product is annotated as protein shisa-5-like. Bases 119 to 811 code for a protein of 230 amino acids. Lineage: Eukaryota; Metazoa; Chordata; Leptocardii; Amphioxiformes; Branchiostomatidae. The transcript is spliced from 4 exons. The record is from RefSeq and is a predicted model, not a curated record.
GCGGUGUGAAUGCCAUUGGUGACUACGCACUCGACAUCCAAAACAGAGCGUUAGCGAAAAAUCGUGAUCCUGUUGGUUGUUUUGUAGGCAAACAAUCGUCCAGUGGGAGCCUACAGCCAUGAUCGCCACACUGUCGACACUUCUGGUGGUUCUAGGCGCAGCAUCAGCUGAGUACUGCAGCGGCUACACAGACGCGUUCGGAGACUACAACUCAGGCUUCAGCUGCCCGCGCAAUUCCCUCUUCAGCUUCAACAAUGACGACCACGAUGACAUCUACUGCUGCGGUACCAGCACAUACAAGUACUGCUGCAGCUGGAGAUCUGGGGGCUUUAACGUCGGCACUAUCAUGGGCGGCCUGUUCGCUGUGUUUGUCCUGAUUGUCAUCAUCACGGUGAUCUCCUGCUACCUGUGCAGCUGCUGUGUUAUUUACAAGCGGCGCCAGGCUAGCCGCGCCCAUGUCAUCACUACUGCAGUUGGUGGUGGUCCUGUUGUCAUGACAACUACCUCCACAACCUAUCCGGCAGGACCACAGCCCUACCCCCAGGGACCACAGACCUACCCCCAUGGACCACAGACCUACCCUCAGGGGACCUACCCUCAGGGACCACAGCCCUACCCCCUGGCUUAUCCAGGAAGCCAGCCCUACCCUGGGGCACAGCCUUACCCUGCUGCCCAGCCCUACCCAGGUGCUGCUCAGUACCCAGGGGCCCCUGGGUCAGAGGCACCCCCUCCCUAUGCCUCAGCUACAGGCUUCCCGGCUGUGAAGGAUCCAGCCUACCCCCCACCGGCCCCCCUCCCCUAUCCCAACUGAGGUGGGAAAGAACAGGGCUUAAGGUCACAGACCAAUUGAACAUAGCCUGGUAUCCAGUUCUAUUGUAGCUGCCUAAUCUCUUCAUCUGUUUAUGGUAAAUGUGUAAGAGGGCAAAGAGACUCAGCAGCUGUGAUAAGACUGGAUACCAGGCUACCUUGAUAGAUCAGGCAUGGUUAGCCCACAGCAAUAUGAUUUGUUGGUUCUUGGAUUUUAUGAAG